AUGGACAUACUCACGCGCCUGAUUGCAGGCUCAGGUACAUCCCCAACCAAACAAAGAACCAACACACCUGCAGAACGCCUUGCAACCUGUAAGAGCAUCUGCAAUGCUUUGACCCAAACCUGGCGCAAUGGCAGCCUUGAGCGCGAGGACGACGCCGCCGUCAAUUACACCACGAAACUCCUCCAACGUCUCGAGACAAUCCUCCAGGACGAGUCACGGAGGGCCGCACCGCACUCAUGCCUACGAUAUGUUGCCUCGAGCCAAACAUACAUUAUAAUCACGAAGCUCGCAGUUGCUUCCAGAAAUGUGGACAUAAUCAAAACCUCAGCGGAGCUCUUCCACAUCCUCCUCAAUGGGGAAACAGAAGGGCUGCUGGAUAGCAAAUUGUUCGCAAGAUCGUUGCUAGAUCUGGUCUGGUAUGCCACAAUCGGGGGAAGAAUCAUUGUCGAGGAACGCCUGGAGACAGAUCUGGUCGAACUCUUGUUCGAGAUCGCAACAAAGAUCAGGUUGGAUCCAGAUAUCCUCCCUGCUUGGUUCUACCCAGACCGCGAGAUAGCCCAUGGCCGGAAUGCUGCAGAUGACCCCAGGAAGAGCCAAUUCCCCUUGUUUCACGUCCUUGUCCAGUAUGUCCACCAUGAUGGCUCCGUAGGCGACUUCGCUCGGACAGCAUUGUUGUACUUGACCGAAACUGCCUCAACAUUUCGACCACUGGAAACAUGGAUGAUCGAGAGCGAUUUAGCACCCCAAAUGGCUAGUGGCCUUGGUGCGCUAUACAGCAGAUUGAGCAGACAGUCAACAGAUCUCACAAGCCAAACGUCGGUACCUGCUAUCGUCGUUUUGUCGGACAAUGCUCAGAAUCUUGAUUCGCUCGCUGAACCGCCUCUGGAUGGGCAGCAGGACCUCAAGGCAUUCUUUUCGUAUCUGGCAUUUUGGCAGGAUACAUUGAGCCAUUGCAAAUCUGUCGAGGUCAGCGAUACCCUGCUUGAUCAUUUUCAAGUGCUCUUUGUUCAACAGCUCCUAUACCCUUCUUUGCUCGAGUCGUCAGACGUCGAAGGAGGGUCAACUGCAGCUGUUAUAACGCACCUGUCGCGAAUUCUCCUUGCUCUCGACCAUUUCCAGCUCGUCGACCAUAUUUUACGGUACCUUUUAGCUUCGCCCAAUGUGCGGCAAGUACCCAAAGACAAAUCCCACCAACGACAGCGUAUGUCUGUCAGUCGAAGGAAGUCAAUAGAUCACUUGAAGGUCCUGGCGGAAGUUACUGACAGCCCUUCCCCUGACCUCUUUAACCUUCUUGACCUGAUGGUCAUGAGCCUGAAGUCUAGCCAUUCGGAAACAGUCAGUGCUUGCCUCAAGCUGUUGUCAGUCAUUGUGCAGAAACACCACUGUCAUGUCCUCACAAAUGUUUUCAGGCUUGAACCUGCUUCACGCCUUCCGAGUCCAGGCCAAGUUGAUCAGUUCAAUGACCAGCUUUGCAGACUGUUUGACUAUUCUACGGCAAUAGCCCGCCGUGAAGAUCUAGAUGCCUCCUACCAAGCGGCUUUGUCAGACGGGCAAGUUUUGCUUGAGCAGCACAGUUGUUUCACGACAACCAAGGCAGAUACAGAAGAGGCUCUUACCGCGCGAAAGAUGUCGAUCGCGAAAGAAUGCAAGCUUUUUGACGCAGUUGCGACCCUACUGCGGAACUUCUUCGCCAACAGCACAGUCACGAACCUCUACCUCACCGAGGCUUUGCUCUCCCUGGCCGCGUGCGAGCAAAUGGAUCUCCAUGGGUGGCUACUACCUUGCAAUGAGAAGACCCAAUUGGAGCAUAACUCCACGUAUAACAUUACGUUUAUCAUUGGCGAAUUAAUUGAACAAGUCCGGCAAUGGCAGUCCCAAUUUUUCGAAUGGGAUGACCUGAUUCACCAAAGAAGGUUACAGCUCUCGGAGGAGGAUGUAUUAAGCCGUCAAACGAAGGAUACAGUCUCAAGGCGCAGGAAUCAAUUACCCUCCAGCUCUCAAUCUCUUGUUCAGCCACGGCCGGCAACGCCGCGAGGAAACAAGAUGGCAACAGCGGAAUUUGGAUCAACAGAGAGCACGGUUCCCAAGACCGAACGUCACCAGCCUAGACUCGUGGAAAGUUCUAUUGGUCAUUCUCCUUUGCGCGGAUCUGAGAGAGCCGAAGAAACCGAUGCGCCAGGAGGGCAAGAUGAGCCACUACAAGAGCCAUCAUACGCCUCCGCGUCAUUACUCAAAACACAAGUGACUCUCUUGAGCAUAAAUGCACCCGAUGAAGCAUCGGCAUCAUUACCACUUCAUGCCGGGCGGAAGCAAACUUCCAACCUUGAACUCAGCUUACAUCGCCUUGCUCCGGUCGAGCGUGGAGAUUCAGGCACCGUCACUCCGGGCGGCCAAAACGACCAGGCUACACGAAAUCAAGCCAGCCUCAGCCACCUAUUGACAAAUGCAAUCAUUCUCCAAGAGUUUAUCCUUGAAAUUGCGGCAGUGGUGCAGUUGCGAGCGACGUUUUUUGACGAAGUCCAACUGGAGGCCAACACAAUCGACUAA
This is a messenger RNA of Capronia epimyces CBS 606.96, 2547 nucleotides long. RefSeq lists its product as uncharacterized. The coding region runs from base 1 to 2547 and encodes 848 amino acids. The record is from RefSeq and is a predicted model, not a curated record. Lineage: Eukaryota; Fungi; Ascomycota; Eurotiomycetes; Chaetothyriales; Herpotrichiellaceae. The transcript has 3 exons.